GCAAUCCCGGAUAUAUGAUGGUAACCAAAAGCGAUUUCGAACUAAAAGGUGCAUUUUCAAAGUGUAGAUGAAACUUUAGGAAGAAAGAUUGUACGAAGCUACGACAAACUGAACUAAUGAAAAACAGUCAUAAAGACCAAGUUUUACUCUAUACACAAUGAAAGUUGCAAACGGUUUAUUAACAAUCCUUAUCUUUUACAAUUGUUGUUCUGUGCUGAUCUGUGGACAGAAAAGUCACAAUAAUGGUUUAAAUUUGAAUAUUUCUGGAGGAGGGGGUGGAGGAAUUGGAGGAAUUGGUCCCGGGGGAGACGGUGGAAGCGUCAUCACUAACCUGAAUAUCAAGAAAAUAAAAAAUGUUCGCAAGAAUAAAGGCGACAGACAAAAGAUUAAGUUAGCAAACGGGACAACCCUUGAAGGAUUUAAUUUAAAUAUUAAUGGCGGCGGAGGUGGUGGCGGCGGUGGUCCUGGAGCAGGAGGCGAUGGUGGAGAUGUAAUUACUAAUGUUAAUGUGGGAAAGAUGAAGAAUGUUGAUAAGAUUAAACCGUGGAAGAAAAAGAAAGACAAAAAAGACAAAAAGAAGGAUAAAAAAGAUAAAAAGAAAGACAAAGAAACAAAAUAAACUAAAGAAUUACGGUGAACAGCAUUAUAAUAGCAAAAGAGCAAUAAAUCAGAUUUUAGAUAAAAAAAAAAAUUAAAGAAUUACGAUUGGUGUUGAUAAGGAAAUAUUAUAUGAAUAAAGAUGUAAUUACACACGUCUUUAUUAUUUCUCUAUUGACUGAGAUUUGA
Molecule: messenger RNA, 786 nt
Organism: Mytilus trossulus (common blue mussel)
Lineage: Eukaryota; Metazoa; Mollusca; Bivalvia; Mytilida; Mytilidae
Product: adult-specific cuticular protein ACP-22-like
Exons: 2
Coding region: 158-619 (153 amino acids)
Source: RefSeq, a predicted model, not a curated record